GGGUGAUGUUAUAAUGUUUAAAUUUCGAUUUAAAGCUUUCGUGACUGCAGUGAUUCAUCUUCUUGGUUCUUUCGGUAAAGUCACGUAGAAGGGAAAUAAUAAAAUAAUAAAAAUAAAAUAAUAAGAUAAUUCUCACGACGUUUCGGCCACAACGCAAGCAGCCGUCCUCAGGUGCCACAACAAUCAUUGCCUGCGCCCUUCCCAUGAGGAAGAAACCCCAAGAGAACGGAACUUCGAUGUGGAGACUUGGGACCAUGGUGCGGUACAAGCUGAGCCAUCCUUACACACGGUGCAGCAACAGCUGCAUCACCAUCAACAGUGAUCACAGUAGCAGCAACAAUAACUUCGCGAGCAGAAGAAACAGCGGUCUAGGCAGCAGCUGCAGCAGCACCCGCAGUGAGAACGGCGCCAUGCACGACCCGGACAUCUCGCUGAUGCUGGUGGCUCCGAGCGCCGCGUGCAUGCCCUUGGAGAGCGUGCGCGUCGAGCUGUCGACCCGCUACUGCCGCGCCGUGCUGCCCGAACACGAGCCACGUGUUUCCGAGAUCUGGCAGGCGCGCAUGCGGCACCAGCCGUGGCUCUACAACGGCUCCAAGUUCCGACUGCACUCGGCCGAGAUGGAGGCAGACGGCACGCUGCGCGUGCGGCUCGGCCUCACCUGCUACCGUGACUUCCUCGGAACCAACUGGGCAGCCGAAGCCCGGCGCCUGCAGGAGCACGGCGAGCGAGACGCCGGCAGCAGCCAGGCCUACCUGGCCGAGCCGCUGGGCGUGGGCGCUGUGCUCGUGACAGCCGAUGGGCAAGGCGUCUUCCUGCGUCGCAGCCACAUGGUGGGAGAGGCGGCCGGCCAGAUCGACAUACCCGGCGGACACCCUGAGCCCAAGGCAGUGGCACCGGGCGGGGACGAUGAGCGACUGCGCCCUGAAGACCUACAGCCCGAGCUGGUGGCACGGGAACUCUACGACUCCAUCUUGGCCGAGAUUCGCGAUGAGGUGAACCUACCGCUCACGUGCCUGAGUCCCCCCCUGCUCAUGGGAAUCGCGCGCAACAACACGAGCGCCGGCCGGCCUAGCGCUGAGUUCUACGUGCGCUGCAGCCUCAACUCGGAGGAAGUGCGGGCGCUCUACCUGCAGGGAGGACCCGAGGCUCAAGAGUCGACCAACAUCGUCUUCAUCCCCAGAGAGUGUCUGUCAACUCUGGAGCGAGACUCAUCCGUGUGGGGCGAACUAUGCCCCUCGGCUAAGGGAGGUGUGCGUCUCUUCUCGCUGCUGGGACCGAACCUUGGAGAUGAUCGGCCGUGGAGGGAAGGAGUUGAACUCGCAGGAGGGAACACCAAUGGCACAUCGUGAGCCCAGCUCACUUCUGUGCAGUGACAAUGCUCAAUUACGGCCACCACCGUGAUUGUGUUAUUAUUAUAAUUACAUUUACCAGGGCUUAAAUAUCUCAUGGAAUAUUUACCUGGUUGCUGGGAGACUGGAGUAGGCACGGGACUAGUAGUAGCCACAGCCAUCGCGAGAGGUAUACGAGAUGCGCUGUGCCAACUGCGGAAUUACUUUUGGAAUCACCGACCCGGACAGAGGUGAAAUUAUGUCCUGAUUAUAAUUGCUACUGUGUUUUGCACUCAAAUGAAAGUGUUUUUAAGGAUGGUUUUACUGCAUGCACAGACUAGAAGGUUGAAAAAGCACCACCAACUGAAUGGGAUGUUGGCACAAUGACAAAAACUCAUUGCACUUUAGUCAGACAAUCCGAAUAUUUAAUGUUUGGAAGACAGUGAUUGACAAUAUUUACUUCUAAAUGUCAUAUUACUAAGCCUCUCUCUGUGGAUAUAUGUAUUUCCUGAAGGUUAGUCAGCCAAAAAGUUUACAUCUCUUAUUCCUCUCAGUGACAUUUGAAUGAAAACCACUGAAUUGUUUUUUUAUUUACCUGUUAUGUUAUCUGUGAAUUCACUUGAAAAUUUAAAACGAACCACGAUGAAUAAGCAAUGUAUAAGUCAUCCUUACCAUGCGCUUGACCUGACGUGAUCGCUAAUUUCUGCCGGAAGAACCAGUGCCGCCGAACGGACCAGUGUUGUCGACUGCACGCUGAUGAUUUUUCUGAACGGUUUUUAGCAGAGGGCAAUUCAGCAAAAUAAUUUGAUAUACUGUACUAUGCUCCAAUGUCUAUGCUCCCCACCUUCACCACCCCGCACUGUCCAGCAUGGUGAAGUCAUGUUGAAAUAACUUUCACAACCUGAGUGGCAUGGGGAGGUCCUAAUCCAGCAGUGGAUUGACAUAAGGACUGUACAUGUACAUACAAUGUUGCCGUCAGUGGCUCUUCUCAAGAGCAGUGAAGGGGAUGUUUCAGUCUGUGUUUCGAUGUCACUGCCAGCAGAUCCCUCCGUUUUAUUUUGAGGCUCCUAUUGGUGUCAACCAGCACGGUGAGGUAUGGUCAAAUUACCUCCCCAUGACCGACACGGCAGUGUAUUGACUAAGGUGUCCCCGUCGGUGUGAAGCUGUUUUAUUGAGGAGGCAUUAACUGGGAUGUCAUCCCACCACUAGCUACGGAUCCAUAACAGGGUCAAUUAUUGUCCCAUGCGUUAAUCUGCAACGUUAAAAUGAUCGCGGACUUGUAAAUACACUCGAUUCCUUCAACAUGAUAUCAUGUUCAAGCGUUAUGGGACUGCAAGUUUGGCACUGUGUGGGGAAUAAAUUGGUGUUUACUGCAGUAUACACAUGCACCCACACAGAAGCACAUUUACAAUUGUAUACGUUGACAUAUACACACUUAGUUUGGGGGGUGGGGAUACUUCAUUGUUUACAAUGAGUUGUGCAGGUUUGUAUUUAGAUGUUACGAUACAAAAUUGCAUUGAUUGAAAAGAAAAUAUCAGCUUGAUUUGAAGAUUUCGUGACUGCAGGAAUUACUCUUUGGUUCUUUCGGUAAAGUCACGUAGAAAGAAAAGAAAUUAAAUAAUAGAAUACACACAGACACACAAGCAGAGUCUCUGUGUUGUCUCUCUCUGUAUCUCCGUGUCUGUGUUUUGUCUCUCAAAUUUAGCAAUCUUUGGAACAACGUAAUCAACCAGGUAGGGUGUUGACUGUUGUGUUAGCCGACUCCCUGUGUUGUAUUGCAUUGUAUUUCUAAGUUCACUAGGUUUAUUUUCUACCUGAUGACGAUUGCUUGUGUUGCAAUCGAAACGUCGUAUUAUAUUACAUUUAUUUUCUUUCUACGUGGCUUUACCGAAAGAACCAAAUAGCAAAUAUCAGCUGUUUUCAUUAGGUAUGUAAUGCAUAAUGUUAUUAGAUGAACGUUCAUGAUUCAGGGUUGCAUUUCGAUCCAAGAAUGUAUUGAAGUCUUACAGACUCAUUUUUCUUGCUGCCUGUUUUGUGUUGUAUUUUUGUUUGCUCCAUUAGCCUCAAUGCAAAAUGACCAUUAUAAUUUUAACUUCAUAUACAUUUAAAAUAUUUGACGAUUAAUGUAUCAUGAGGGUACGAAUACAUAUGAAUCGAUCAUUGCACCUCUGAAAAAGUAGACAAAGGACCAGUAGCGUCACUGUCGAGUGUGCAGGCGGUGCGACUGCACUGGUGUCCGUGGGAAGGAUAAUCCGAGGUGCUGGACGACAAAGUGGAGGGGGUGGGAAAUUGGACCAUGAUCCAAUAUUCCGUGCACCAGGAUACAAGUCAACCACGCUACUCCUCUCCCAAGAACCUUAUGCAUAAUUACAUUCCUAGUUGUUUUUUUUAUCAUGCAUUAAUAGUUCUCUUUCAGCCAACUUGUAAUGUCCUGUUAUGAAAUUCAGUCUGUAUGCACGAACGCUGCAAACAACCGCUAGUUUUAACAGCAGUGCCCUCUGUUGUCUCCGACAAUAAACACAUGCGUUUUUAGUUUUUUAUAUGAAUGUAACAAAUUAUAUGGAAGAAAAAGCAUGCACGUGCAUGGGUUCUAUCACACUUUCCAACAUGCGCUUGUCCUGGGAAGUGUUUUGAUGAACGACGUUACGUUACAAGCAACAUGAGAUGAUAUCGUAUUUCAUUACUUCAUCUGGAGGGGAGGCAUGGCACACGCAUCACACGAGACAAUCGCUUUGGCCGGCAAAGAUAAUAAUUUCAGGACUGUAUUUUAUCGCAAAGGCAACCGUUUGAUCGAUC
Molecule: messenger RNA, 4124 nt
Organism: Lethenteron reissneri (Far Eastern brook lamprey)
Lineage: Eukaryota; Metazoa; Chordata; Hyperoartia; Petromyzontiformes; Petromyzontidae
Gene: NUDT22
Product: nudix hydrolase 22
Molecular function (GO): GDP-mannose hydrolase activity
Source: RefSeq, a predicted model, not a curated record